CUCGAAGCCCCUCCCCGGAAAGGCGUCAGUCUGCUUCCGGCCGGAGCGCGGUGUCUGGUGGGACCCGGGCAGGAACGCGGGCCAGAUUAAGGCCGGUCUUGCGUGUGGCGGCUCCCGCCUGGGAGCAUCGCGGGGCGAGGGCGGUGGCUUGCAGGUGAGCGGGUGGCAGGGGCAGCGGCGUGGACCCCGGAGCUCCCGAGGAGCCCCGGCCGCUGCGCGGUGGCGGAGGCUAGGCUGCCAUCGUCCGUGGGCGGCGGUGGUUUCGGACCGGGCGGUCGCAGGCUGACGGCCGGACCGUUUCGGAGAGCCCCGCCGUCGGGCUCCGGAGACCAUCGUGUUGUCCGCCUUUGCGGAGACGGCGUCGGGGCCGCGGUGGCCAGUUUCCCGACUCGCUGGCCGGACUUUCCGUGGGCCGGGGGACCUGGGAGGUGCAGCUUCAGAGAUGUCAGCCUCUGCUGGUGCCGGAGUGCGACAAGCGUCUGGGUGCACGCUGAGCCGGCCGGGCAGCCGGCCGCCGGCCAUUUGAGAACAUCGUGGCGUCCUGGCCGAAUUUGGGAGCCGUUCGUGAGACCUCAGGCCAGGGAAGGCGAGAUCCCGCGACUCUGCUCCUUCUCGCCUCGAGGUCUGAAUGAACGUCGAAGAGAGGGAAGGUGGGCCGAAGGCUCACCGUCGACAGCACCAACUCCCCUUCUCUCGUUCUUUGCGGCUUGGCAUUUGGAUAAGCGUUUUGUAAGCCAAGUGUUUUAUGAAGAAGAUCCGUUACUUAAUUAUAUUCCUGAAAAUACAUGGUCUCAGUUGCCAUCAUAGGUGGUAAUGGGUGAAAACUAGAAAAGUAUAAAACAGGAAACCACUUAGAGAGGCUUCUAAGUCAAGGGGAAAACCUGUCAAGACAGCGGUACAGUCGGGAGCUUGGAAAAGAGGCCGUGCUCUUCCAACUGGAGACGUCAUAGGCUUCAAGACGAAGGCAUGAGAGUCACUGCCAGUGGACGUGUCCCAUGAUGAAUUUUGGAGUAAACACCAGGGGCUGCAAGAACAACUGAGCUAGAAUUCUCGUAAGGAAACUGAGCCUCUGUGCCUGUUCACCAGAUCCUAGGCUUUUUCUGAGAAGGCAAACAUCAAAGACUGGACAAUGGCAUCUGAACUCUUGUUGCCUGAGUCUCAGAGCUUGUUGACAUUUGAAGAAGUGGCCAUGUAUUUUUCCCAGGAAGAAUGGGAGUUACUGGAUCCCACUCAGAAGGCCCUCUACAGUGAUGUAAUGCGGGAAAACUAUGAGACUCUCAUCUCUCUAGCUGUCCCUGUUCACCACAUCCUAGCCUUUUCUGAGAAGACAGACACCAAAAACUGGACAGUGGCACCUGAGCUCGUGUUGCCUGAGUCCCAGAGCUUGUUGACAUUUGAAGAAGUGGCCAUGUAUUUUUCCCAGGAAGAAUGGGAGUUACUGGAUCCCACUCAGAAGGCCCUCUACAGUGAUGUAAUGCGGGAAAACUAUGAGACUCUCAUCUCUCUAGCAUUAUUUGUGCUCCCCAAACCCAAAGUGAUCUCCUGUCUAGAGCAAGGGGAAGAGCCAUGGGUUCAAAGGCCCUUGGAGUUCAAGAACAGUUCUGGGGAGUUGCCUUCAGGGUCAAAGGUCAAAUCUGACACUGAAAACCAUCAGCCUGUGUAUCUUUCUGACUUAGAAAUACAAGUGCCAGGAGACACAGUAUCAAAAAAGACCCGAGUGAAAGUUCCCCAGAAAACAACAGGGAAAGAAAAUCAUGGUGAUGCACAUAGGAUGGGGAAGUGGCAUCAAGAAUUUCCAGUUAAUCAAACAAAGGAGCUUUCAAUUUGGGAAGAAGAGCUGCAGAGACUCAUGGAUCUUCACAAGAAAGCUCGCGCAGUAGAGAAGCCUUUUACAUGCCAGGAGUGUAGGAAAAACUUCAGACUUACCUCUGAUCUUACUAAACACAAAAAAAUUCACACCGAAGUGAAGCCGUAUAAAUGUCAACAUUGUGGUAAGAGCUUUAGAGGGAAAUCAGAUCUUAACAAACACAUAACAAUACACCAAGGAAUAAAACCAUAUAAAUGCUCUUGGUGUGGGAAAAGCUUCAGUCAAAAUUCAAAUCUCCGUACACAUCAAAGAACUCACACUGGAGAGAAACCUUUUAUGUGUUAUGUAUGUGGAAAGAAAUUCAGUCAGAAUUCCCACCUUAGUAAACACCGGAGAACCCACAUGUAGCAUAAGCAUGAGAAAGUUUAGCAGGAAUUCCAGCCUUCUUGCGUACCAGAAAUACUACCACUGAACAGAAGGAAGCCUAUCCAGCAUCCUUAGUCUGAAGAAAUUUUCCAAGUAGAGCUUAGCCCUGAGGUUUAUGAAAAAUAUAAAGUUAAAAAGCAUGAAUAAUUCAUCAUCGGAAAAUUUGGUGAUAAAAACAUGUUUCUCAGAAAUGAAUCAAGGUAGACUCUGCAGGGGACAUGUUAGUUGUACUAAUUACAUUUUUACUAAUAAAUCGGAAUUCCUAACAAGAAAGGUGUACAGGGAACAUUCUGAGUACAGAAUGUACUAUUUCAUGAUUGUUCUGGCAAUUAGCAAAUUCAGCUUCAAAUAGCAAAUAUACCCAUGAAUUAAUCAGU
Molecule: messenger RNA, 2610 nt
Organism: Mustela erminea (ermine)
Lineage: Eukaryota; Metazoa; Chordata; Mammalia; Carnivora; Mustelidae
Product: zinc finger protein 75A-like
Exons: 9
Coding region: 1130-2215 (361 amino acids)
Biological process (GO): regulation of DNA-templated transcription
Source: RefSeq, a predicted model, not a curated record